Messenger RNA from Akanthomyces muscarius, 3732 nucleotides. RefSeq lists its product as uncharacterized. Bases 1 to 3732 code for a protein of 1243 amino acids. The record is from RefSeq and is a predicted model, not a curated record. The transcript has a single exon. Lineage: Eukaryota; Fungi; Ascomycota; Sordariomycetes; Hypocreales; Cordycipitaceae.
AUGGCCGAGACGUCCCACGCCCAUCUCCCGAGCGCUUCUUGCGACACAACAACCGAAUCGGCUACGUCCGAUACUCUCCUGGCGCAACACCAAGAGUCCCUCGAGCCAGAGUCCAAGAUUGCUAGCCCCAUCGCGAACAGAGUAUGCACACCGUUGGGACUCUUUGUUCACCCUUCCGAAAGGGAUGCCCCGUUGAGCAUGCCGCAGACUCUGACUCCAGAGUCUACGCCGGCCUCUCCCAGGCGACACGAGAGAGCAACGGCAUCCACAUCGCCAAUUCGACAAUCUGGAGCCAGCCCGACCCGAUCCCGAAUGGCCGCCUCUGACUGUAUGCGAAAACGAAACGACUCCAUCAGUGAUGCGCUCCGUGCCGCUGCUGCCAAUGCCCACCACAGAUCCGACGAAGCGCCCUCGCCUCUGGUUCCUGUUGGAGAGACACAACCUCUCCACACUGGCACCGUGCUGGCCAACACCAAAAUGGUUCAUCCGAAACCCAUCAACAGAGUGGCGCCAGCCGAUGUGACCAGCCGACCUGGCACUGCUAGUAGCGUUGCUCAGCUUGAAAUGACAGCCCAACAACUCUCCAUGACUAGCUCCAUCGACGACGCCAUCCGAGAUCUACACGGCGAAUUAAAACGAAGCGACUCGAGACGAUCAUCAAUCCUCGCCGCCAGCAUCAAAACGGGUGACGACGGCGGAACUGCGACCCCAGCGCAGCUAAAGAGGCACCUCUCAACUUCGUCCUCCAUCGUAUCAACCAACAUUGCCGCGCGACAGGGUGGUUACUCACCUGCUGCUUUCGUCAAGUCGCCCAGUGCCUCUGGAAAUGGUCGCUUGAUGCCUGGUACUUUGACGGCCGCCUCGCUCCCUGAAGCGGAACCGGCCCCUGUUUUGUCUAGACAUGGUCCCGGCAAGAGCUCUGUCCGCAGUGUGCGCUCGACAAAAAUGUCAUUGGCUGAUAUUUCCGAAUCGGAGCCUAUUUCACUCACGCAGACUGUUCUAGACGAGGCCGACAAUGCGCCGCCACUCGAACUAGAGUCCAUCAUUCAUGAAAUAGAAGCCCAUGAGGAAGAACACGAGCUGAAGCCCACCACAGAAGCCUUCCACGAAAUGAUGCAGAGUGGCGCCACGCAGCAGCCUGCUUUCAGCUACUCGACCGAGCGCAAUAUAGAUACGGCCACCAUCUCCGACCGUCAAAACCGCCCUGGCUCCUCUCACUCGCAGGACACUUAUCAUCAAGCCCAGCAUGCCUUCUUCGACUUCGACGGGGUCCACUGUGCUGACAAUGGAACCGAGGCCGAUGAUCAGGACUAUCGCGAGGAGCCCAUCCCUACGGAAGCAGGCUACAUCGCCGUCGACCAGCAUCUGGAGGAGUUGGAAGACGACGUCUUCGACCUGCCACCCUUGCAACUCCCACAAACUCUCCCGCAAGCUCCAAGGUUCUCGUACGGGGAACAAUCUCUCCCGCCAGUUCCGCAACCCGUUGGCCUUGUUCGUCCUCAGUCAUAUAUUGACCCAGCCUCGGGUGUGCAGAUGAACUAUUAUCCAGCACGUGUUCCAGCCGCAUUGAACGUUCCCCAGAAGCUGUCAAACAAACCCAAGGCGAACCAAAGGAAUUCGAGGCAGUCCAAAGUACUGAGUGCCAUGAUGGACAACAGUUAUCACGCCUCAAACGGCGACGCUGCUCGCCGAGCUUCUGCCAUGCCGGUGCUGGGAAGUACGGUCGAGCUGGCAGAAGCGCCCCGGCCUUUGAAGGAACGCCACCAUGAACGCCGGCCCUCCUUUCUCCCUCUAUCGACCGAAGAUAUGCAGAAAAUCAACGAACCUGUCCCUGAACCCGCUAAGCCUCCAGUACCAGCUCAAGAGAGCUGCGAUAACCUUGCUUCUACCCUCCGAAUCCCGAAACGCAUUUCUGAGCCAAAGGUGGUUGAAAAGCGCAAGAGUCGAAUGUCUAUGAUGAGCAGCAUCCCUGCGCAGCUGCGCGCCAGCGCCUACUUCGAUUCACCUGCUGUAACGACUGACAUGGAGGCAAAGGACGGUUCUGCCAUGAAUGCCCUGGACGAUAUUUUGGAUGCCGGCGCUAGCGCUCCUGUUGGAGCCUUCACCGACCACCCCUACGCUGGAAAGCUCGGCCCCGAAGUAUACGGUGUAGUCACGAAGAAGUCCGUCGCUUCAUCACCUUCCUUGAAUCCGCCGUCCAGCGAGAACGGCGUGAAAAAGCGAUCUUCUUGGAUGCCCCUCGGCAGGCGCAGUCACAGUCGUAAUAGUCAAGACAGCCCGAAACUCAACAGCUAUGCCAGCUCUCCUCACUUGACUGGCGACGGCGAUAGUGACCAUGUCAUAAGAGUACCUGCGGGCCCACUGGAGCACAACGAUGGGCACGCCGAGGGAGAAGAGCAGGAGGGGGAAGAAGAAGAAGAACUGAUUGAAGACUAUGUGGGAGCCCCUUCCACUUUGCUUGCGGAACUGCAGCUGCGCAAGCAGCAGCAGAAGGAUCGCAUCCAGAAUAAAGUUUUGGCUGCGCAUGGUACGCAAGCUACACUUCUCGAGCUCGAUGCCGUAGCCGAGACACAAAGAAUCGACCGCAAGAGCAAGCGUGUCAAUUUGCUUUGGGAGGAUUCCGACGCACAUCUAGACCAAAAUGGCUCGGAUGAUGAAGAUGUUCCCCUCGCCAUUAUCGCAGCUAGACAGCAAGGCGCAAAGAACAUGGCGGAUCUGGAACGCCCGAUCGGCCUCAUAGAGAAAAGGGAGAUUGAGGAAAAUGAGCCUCUGAGUAGGCGGCGCGCACGUCUACAAGGUUUGGACAACUCGUUCGCUACACCUCGACCUCAAAGCAUGUUGAUGGCGCCCGCUCGGCUUGGUGACACGCGGCCACGACAAUCCAUGAUAUCUUUGAACUUGCUUCCUCCUGAGGAUGUUGAAGGCGAGUCGCUGGCCGAUAGAAGAAAGCGCUUGGCAUCAGAAGCCGAGAAGGAGAAUGAGCUUUCUUUACCCCCUACAAGACCUGUCAGCGCAGCCUUUUCUGCCGAGCUCUUGAGCCAAUUUGAUCCCUUGGAAGCAGGAGGUCUAGAAGGUGCUGCAGAUGGCAAGGACAAGAAGGAAGCCAACGGGGCACCGGAGGAGGAAGAGACACUUGGCCAACGACGGCGUCGCUUGCAAGCCGAGAAAGCGGCCCGCCAGCAGGAAAUGGCACAGGGUGGCGCGGCGGUUAGCUCCGCGGGGCACAACAAAGAUCGCCGCAUGAGUCUCGCCACUGUUCUCUCUGCGCACCCGAGAAGGAGCCCAGAUAUGAGGGUCCAGGAGGAAAUGCAGCGCCGAGAAGUAGAGGAACGUCUUGCGCGCGAGAACGAGGCUAAAAUGGCAUCUUUGCGCCUUCAGAUGCCGUCAACCCUGUCCGUGCCAGGAGUUGUAUCAAAUCGAGGGUUCCACAAUGGAACAUACAACAAUGGCUACGGAGGACAUGUCAACAAUCAGCGACCUGUUUCUGCACAAGUUCUUGGCCACGGUCAGCUGAAUCGACCCAACAGCAUGGUGUUCAACAACAGACCGCAGCAAGGUGUCUACAUGAACCCGUACGCAGCAAACAGCGCGCAGGCAUUUGGCGGUGUGAACGUGUACAACAACGGCGUUAAUGGCGUUUAUGGUGUCCCGCAACGCAACAACCAGAUGCAGAUGCCCAAUGGUGGCUCCAUGGACCGGGUUGAAGUUUGGCGACAGAGCGUCUUUCCUUGA